This is a messenger RNA of Myotis myotis, 2022 nucleotides long. It is a transcript of the gene EIF2S1, whose product is annotated as eukaryotic translation initiation factor 2 subunit alpha. The transcript has 7 exons. The record is from RefSeq and is a predicted model, not a curated record. Gene Ontology annotation, cellular component: multi-eIF complex; eukaryotic 48S preinitiation complex; eukaryotic translation initiation factor 2 complex. Gene Ontology annotation, molecular function: ribosome binding; RNA binding; translation initiation factor activity. NCBI's taxonomy places the organism in Eukaryota, Metazoa, Chordata, Mammalia, Chiroptera, Vespertilionidae. Bases 280 to 1179 code for a protein of 299 amino acids.
AGUGCCUAGGCGGCUGUGCUGGGCUCUCCAAGCUUGAAGCGAAAGAACAGGAGAGAAGAGUACACUCCUUUUCCGCUUGUCAUCGGUGGUCACAGCGCCACCUCAUGACUGACCGGAAGCCUUAAGAAAGGAUUUAUUUAUUAGGGACAAGGAACCGGAGUCCUACCUCUUCCCUGCGCCUUGAAGUCUACUUAUCGAAAAUUAAAACUAUGAGAAAGCGUAAUUUUCAGGUCCUCCUGUGAUCUCCGUUCGUCCCUGUUCCCGGAGGACCUGGACUCUAUGGUCAGUGAGGAAGAGGGGCUCGAUUCUGUUGGCGCUUGCGCGCUGCGAGGUGGUGCCGCAUGCGCGGUGGGACUGAGCGAGGCGCACGCUGAGGGGAUCGGCGGCGGCUGCUCAGGCGGAGCGAGUCUCGUCUCUACACUUACGGAGCGCGGCCCCGGAGCCCACAAUAGGCUUCACACGCAUAUCUCAGGUUACAUUGAUUUGUCAAAAAGAAGAGUUUCUCCAGAAGAAGCAAUCAAAUGUGAAGAUAAAUUCACCAAAUCUAAAACUGUUUACAGCAUUCUUCGUCAUGUUGCUGAGGUGUUAGAGUACACCAAGGAUGAGCAGCUGGAAAGCCUGUUCCAGAGGACUGCUUGGGUCUUUGAUGACAAGUACAAGAGACCCGGAUAUGGUGCCUAUGAUGCAUUUAAGCAUGCAGUCUCAGACCCAUCUAUUUUGGAUAGUUUAGAUUUGAAUGAAGAUGAACGGGAAGUACUCAUUAACAAUAUUAAUAGGCGUUUGACCCCACAGGCUGUCAAAAUUCGAGCAGAUAUUGAAGUGGCUUGUUAUGGUUAUGAAGGCAUCGAUGCCGUAAAAGAAGCCCUGCGAGCAGGUUUGAAUUGUUCUACAGAAACCAUGCCCAUCAAGAUUAAUCUCAUAGCUCCUCCUCGGUAUGUAAUGACUACAACUACCCUGGAGAGGACAGAAGGCCUCUCUGUCCUCAAUCAGGCUAUGGCUGUUAUAAAAGAAAAGAUUGAGGAAAAGAGGGGUGUCUUCAAUGUUCAAAUGGAGCCCAAAGUGGUCACAGAUACAGAUGAAACCGAGCUUGCAAGGCAGCUGGAGAGGCUUGAGAGAGAAAAUGCAGAAGUGGAUGGAGAUGAUGAUGCAGAAGAAAUGGAAGCCAAAGCUGAAGAUUAACUUUUGGGAAACAAAGUCCAAUUUAAGGAUCACAAAACAGCUCUUCCUGGCUAUAAAACCUAGACUUAAAAGUUUUCCAGUAUUGAAAACUUCACAGCUGAAUAUUUUUUAUUUCCAAGUAUUUAAAUGUUCUAACAGACCAAAACGUGAAAUGUCCUAAAAUGCCGUCUGUUUUCACACAGUAGCUCCAUCACAUUGAGCAUUUUUUAAGGGCGUGACCCAAUUUCACUAGAGACAGAUCUCUAAGCUAAGAACAGUCAAAAUUGGGUUUUCCAUUUCUGAUGUCCCUAGAUUGACACCUGUUUGUAGUUCAGUGCCUCUGUGUAAUUUAUCAGGGGUACCCAAAGCAAAUGGUCCCAACCUUUCUAUAUAAAUGUAUCAAGCAAACAUAAAUAAAUUUCUGGGAUAUUUAACUAUAGGCUUCUUCCUUCUUGUCACCAGUUAAAACCAUUAUGAUUACUAAGACCCUAAUUCUAUUCAUUUUAGUCUAGAUGUAGAAAUAUAAGGGCAGGUGUUCAAAGGAUCUAUACAACAAGGAGGGCUUAGAGAAAAUAAUUUGAACCACAGUGAAAGUUAAUUCUUAAGGGGGAAAGCCUUAAAAUGCAAUUAAAGGAUUACAUUGGUUGUGUGCCUUUUACGUCUUUGAGACUGAUGAAAUAUAUGUGGGAGAAUUUCACACUGGUCCUGGUUGGUGUACUAAGCUGUGUGCCUGAGUUUGUAAUUCAAAGUGGUAUGGUUGGUUUUAUUUUGUUUGUUUUUUAAGAUGCUGCUGCUUUAGUUAUUUUGAGUCUCAUCGCCCAACUUGAGAUUUUUUCCCCUCAUUAAAAUAUUCACUAGGUGUCA